CACCUAGAAUUUAUUGACGGGAUUUUUGCUCAUCAAAACUGCGUGCCAAGUAAACUCCCUCCUCAAUCCUUAUAUUUUUCUUAAUAUGCACAUGCACACCCUCAUAGGAAACAUGUACAGAAUUGUAAUUUAGGUGCUUCAUUAGUGUUGUUUCCAUAAGAAGGUAUUAUCUGAGGUGGUUAUUCUAGAAUUGUGAGUCGUGAUUGUAUCUCCUCUAAUAAAUUGUCAAGUUAAACUAUAAAAGAGGCUAACAUGAGCUUCCUCUUUAAUUUAGAUGGUAAGAGAGCAAUGACCAACGUCAAAUUGAUUGGGGGUUGACAAUGCAUGAGAAUCGUUUAGCCUUCUUCAGAGUAUCACAAGAUCCUGAUAGUAUCUUAACCAAAGCAAUUUUUGUUUUCAUGCCUGAUGUUGAUGUAAGUUGUUUACCUAGAGGAGAGCCCCAACAAGUUAGCUCUUGGAGUUGCGAUGCGAAAAUGGGUAAGGCAGAAAUGGUUUAUACAAAGGCCAUACUAUGAUCAUAUAGAAUGCGUCUCAAAAUAUUGAUGAAGCCACUGAGGAGAAGAGAGAAAUCGUCAUUGGUACUCUAAAUUUACAAGGCUAUUAAAAUGAUCAUUCCCUUCAUUUCAUGUAAAUUUGUAUGUAGUUUGAAGUGAUAGAAAGUACAUAGUUGUAAGUCAUUUGUGUGUUUAGUGUAGCAGAGUGGUUACGAGUGAUUUGGUAGGAUUUCACAGUGGUAGGGAUAUUGAUAAAAGUUAUUAUCUGUUGGUGCUUCCACGCAUAUAUUGCUUGGCUAUUUCUGUUGUUGGUAUAUGAGAUUUCUACAGCAAAUUGCAUGCUUUGCAUUUCUUUUUUUUAAUAUUAUUUUAAUUAACUAAAGUAUAUAUCAGAAAAAACUGACUCACACAUUCCAUCGAUUUGAUUUGGACAUUGCUGGUUUUUGUUUUCUCAGGCAGGGACUCAUCGCCUUUGAUGUCACUGUGGUUUUCGGUCUAAGGGCAAUCCAAUGGGGUUUUCUUAUGAAAUCUCUUAGUGGCUUCCAUUUUUACCAUCAAUAAUUGGAGCUAGGUAAGCAUUCCUUUGGUUUUUUCAUGUUCACUCUAGGACAUCAUGGUGCAUGACAAUAGUGGCUAUAUUUAAGGUAACGGCUUGGUUUGGAUUGUCCAUUAUAGUGUUUAUGUUUUACUAUUUUCUUUUGUAAUGCAAUGUGAUAAUGACUUUCCAUCAUAUUAUUAUAUAUAGUGUUGUUGACCUAUCUCCGGCCAUCGCCGCGUACAUGUUAACAGAUAAUAUUAGUUAGCAUCUAAGAGUCAAUUUUCGUGACUAUACGUCAUGCCAAUGGCCGGGUGAUAAGCUAGUUAACUUUAAAAAAAAAAAAAAGUGAAAGCGAAGCUAAUCUAUGCAGUUCAAAAGAGAAUGAUUGGGCCGAUGGGCUUUAGUGGUUCCAGCCACGAGACCAGAACUUGCGUGGCCAACAAUAGCCAGCACAGUUGGGCCAGAUCUGCCGACUUUCUCCUCUCGUCCACCUUGUUUUUGUUCCUUUUCAUUUUCCUUGAUUUGUCUCGCCGGAGAAGUGGACUGGUAAUUACUCAUUUCCCUUAAGCUCAGUGUUGACGAAGAAGCAGCUGGAAGGAGAAAUUAGAAAGCAACGGUAAUGGCCGGAAAAGAAGAAACUGCAGAAGUAGGAGCCGAACCGAGUAGCUCCUCGCCAUCGCUGGAGGAUAGGCCCGGAAUCCUAAUCGUCGGCCCUUCCGCCGUCGGCAAACGCAGCCUCCUCUCCCGUUUGCUUUCACUGGAUCUCGUAGAUGAUCCUGAUUCCGAUUCCGAUUCUCAAUUGCUCAUCCGCGGGUGGACGAUCGACACCAAAUACUACUCCGCCGAUGUAUCCGUCUGGGUUGCACACCUCACCGACGGUUUCCGCAUCGAGAACCUCCCAUCUCGCCGCCGAUUGGCCGCAGUGGUCAUGAUUUUCGACGCUACUGAUCUCUCGUCUCUUGCUGCAGUUCAGGAAUGGGUAUCCCGCAACGAAAUCCACGAUUUUGAGAUACUGUUAUGCCAAAAGCUCGAGCUUGAGCAGUCUGCCUCUGAUGAGUUCGGAAUCUCUGAAACCGAAGGUGCAAAUUUGUUAGGGAAUAAUGAAGACGAAGAAGAAAUGGUAGAAGAAGAUCAGUCCUUUCCAAUCAGGAGGUCAUGUAUUGAGUGGUGCACUGAUCGGAAUAUUGAGUACAUUGAAGCUUGUGCUUCCAAUCCCGAAUUUGACAAAUGUCUGUCUGUUGAUGGUGACAGUCAAGGGAUGGAACGAAUCUUUGGUGCACUUUCUGCACAUAUGUGGCCUGGAAUGGUUUUGAAAUCUGGAAAUAAGAUUGCUGAACAACCAUUACCUGACGAAGAAGACUUGUCUGAGGAGUCAGAUUAUGAAUUAGAAUACGAGGUGCUUUCGGCAGGUUCUGCAGAACCAUGGGAUGAUACCAGAUGGGUUUCUUCCAGCACUACUAAUUCCACUCCGAGCGAAGGGGAAUCUAGUGCAGCAGAAAAACAUGAUGUUGCUGGACUUAGCAACGGGAACAAAGAAAGUCUUGCAUCAAAUGCUGGAGAAGGUGGCAUUGUGACUCACCCUGAGAAUGGAGGAAAGGGUUAUGAAGGAAAUGUGCAGCUCUCGUCUACUCAGAGAGGGGAAUCGUCAGAGGAUGGCAAAGGAGCAGUGAGAAACACAGAAGUAUGGGAAGCAAAUGGUGAGGUUGAACCAUUCGACUUUGAGGACUUGGAAAAGGUCGUGUUUGAAAUAGGGAAUAUAAGAGAUGGGUUGAGAUUGAUGCCAGAUGUACAGAGAAGGGAAAUGGCUGCAAAUCUGGCAAUGAAAAUGGCUUCCAUGUUUGGGGGCGGCAGUGAUGAUGAGGAGCCUGAUGAAUUGGAGUGAUUUGCUGAAUUUUAAGAUGAAGGUGAAAAGAUGUUUGUAAAGUUCUGUGCUGUAUUUUUCAGAUUUUCUCCCUGGUACCAUCAUCCUGAGUUAACAACAAGCUAUUGGACGGUUAUAAGAUUGGUGGUUACGAGUUUGAUAACACUAGGAAAGAAUUUGGCUACAGGGCGUAGUGUAAGCAUGUGCUGAAUUAGUCCUCACGGCCUCCAUUUUGUUGGUGGUUCUUCGUGGCCUUUUUGAAUGAGAAUUCACAAGUUUUGAGAAAUGCAAUCGAGUCAUUUGACGACUU
Linum trigynum is the source of this 3203-nucleotide messenger RNA. NCBI's taxonomy places the organism in Eukaryota, Viridiplantae, Streptophyta, Magnoliopsida, Malpighiales, Linaceae. The record is from the annotation of a GenBank genome assembly.